CUUAGAGGCGGUGCAGAAAAUCCCGGACAUUAGACCGCAGGAGCCAUCAUCCUGUGAAUCUCUGCUGUAAAUCUCUUCUGCUCAGGUUCCCAAUCUCCUGCUCGAUCACCCUCGUAUCCUCAAGUCCAAAAUGCGCGAAAUUGUGCAUUUGCAAGCCGGUCAGUGCGGAAACCAAAUCGGAGCAAAGUUCUGGGAGGUGAUCAGUGAUGAGCAUGGCAUUGAUCCCACUGGUACCUACCAUGGAGACAGCGAUUUGCAGCUAGACCGGAUCAGCGUCUAUUACAAUGAGGCCACAGGUGGAAAGUAUGUGCCCCGAGCCAUCCUGGUGGACCUGGAGCCUGGUACGAUGGAUUCAGUUAGGUCUGGUCCCUUCGGGCAGAUUUUCAGACCUGACAACUUUGUCUUUGGUCAGAGUGGAGCUGGAAACAACUGGGCCAAGGGCCACUACACUGAGGGAGCCGAGCUGGUGGACUCUGUCCUUGAUGUGGUGAGGAAAGAGGCUGAGAGCUGUGACUGCCUCCAGGGCUUCCAGCUCACCCACUCCCUGGGUGGCGGCACUGGCUCCGGCAUGGGCACCUUGCUCAUCAGCAAGAUCCGCGAGGAGUACCCUGACCGCAUUAUGAACACCUUCAGCGUGGUGCCUUCUCCCAAGGUGUCCGACACUGUGGUGGAACCCUACAACGCCACUCUUUCUGUCCACCAGCUUGUAGAGAACACAGAUGAGACUUACUGCAUUGACAAUGAAGCCCUCUAUGAUAUCUGCUUCCGCACACUUAAACUAACAACCCCCACAUAUGGAGAUCUCAACCAUUUGGUGUCCGCCACAAUGAGCGGGGUGACCACCUGUCUGCGUUUCCCCGGCCAACUCAACGCUGACCUCCGUAAACUAGCUGUCAACAUGGUGCCCUUCCCCCGACUGCAUUUCUUCAUGCCAGGCUUUGCCCCCCUCACCAGCAGAGGCAGCCAGCAGUAUCGCUCCCUGUCUGUGCCCGAGCUCACCCAGCAGAUGUUCGAUGCCAAGAACAUGAUGGCUGCCUGUGACCCACGUCACGGCCGCUACCUCACCGUGGCUGCUGUGUUCAGGGGCCGCAUGUCCAUGAAGGAGGUAGAUGAGCAGAUGUUGAAUGUGCAGAACAAGAACAGCAGCUACUUUGUUGAAUGGAUCCCGAACAAUGUGAAGACCGCCGUCUGUGAUAUCCCACCCCGUGGCCUCAAAAUGGCUGCCACUUUUAUCGGCAACAGCACAGCCAUCCAGGAGCUGUUCAAGCGCAUCUCCGAGCAGUUCACUGCCAUGUUCCGCCGUAAGGCCUUCCUCCACUGGUACACUGGUGAGGGCAUGGAUGAGAUGGAGUUCACCGAGGCCGAAAGCAACAUGAAUGACUUGGUGUCUGAGUACCAGCAAUACCAGGAUGCCACCGCUGAGGAGGGCGAGUUUGAGGAAGAGGGAGAGGAGGAGGUCGCCUAAAACCUCAGCCUACCCAUCUGCCAAACCUCAUUUCAUGUCACCCAUCCCCAAGCUCCAUCCCUUUCGUCCCUUUCCAUCAUGAAUUGAAUGGUCUGCCAAAAACUGUCAAUAUAUAAAUCUUUGUUGUCAUACUGUUAGACAUUGAAGUUACGUGAUGUUAGUGAAUUUUUUGGUUGAAAUGUUUUUGUGUUGUGAGUGCUCUGAAUUAUUGGCAUCCAUACAUCUGUUCUGUGGAUUUUAACAGUAAAGCCUUGAAAUUGGAGUAUGAUUAAAAUUUGAUUAAAAGGCCACUUGAACUG
Molecule: messenger RNA, 1764 nt
Organism: Micropterus salmoides (largemouth bass)
Lineage: Eukaryota; Metazoa; Chordata; Actinopteri; Centrarchiformes; Centrarchidae
Gene: tubb4bl
Product: tubulin, beta 4B class IVb-like
Exons: 4
Coding region: 131-1465 (444 amino acids)
Biological process (GO): mitotic cell cycle; microtubule cytoskeleton organization
Cellular component (GO): cytoplasm; microtubule
Molecular function (GO): GTP binding; GTPase activity; structural constituent of cytoskeleton
Source: RefSeq, a predicted model, not a curated record